CAUCCCUCAAACAUUCAUUCUAACACCAAAAUUAAGUGUAGAAAGUAACAAAACUUCUCCCUUUAUUCCAUAUUCCACAAGCCAUUUUUGCGCUGCUUGUUCAUCUAUAUAAACCUUCACCCUUCCCUUCCCUUCCUCACCAAACUCACAACACUUUCCCUUCUCUCUUCAUCAUCUCUCAAAAUCUUGAGAAAUGGCUCCGAGCUUGAGCAAGGGAGGCUCCAACGCCGCCGUGGUGGUGGACGGAUUCACCACCUCCGUGAUCACCCUCGACGAAUCCAACUUCGUCGUGAAUGAUCACGUCAUCCUCUCCGACGUCCCUCUCAACAUCACGGCGGCUCCCUCGCCCUACGCUGUCGGGGAGAAGGCGGCCGCCUCGGCCACCUCCCCCGGCUGCUUCGUGGGGUUCGACGCCGUGGAGGCCAAGAGCCACCACGUCGUCCCCAUAGGGAAGCUCAAGAACAUCAAAUUCAUGUCCCUUUUCCGCUUCAAGGUGUGGUGGACCACCCACUGGAUCGGGUCGAACGGGUCGGAUCUCGAGCGCGAGACCCAGAUCGUCGUCCUCGACAAAUCCGAGGGCCCGGGAUUCAACGACAGGCCCUAUGUAGUCCUGCUGCCCCUUAUCGAGGGCCAAUUCCGGGCCUCGCUCCAGCCCGGGAUUGACGACUUCAUCGACUUGUGCGUCGAGAGCGGCUCGACGAAAGUGAACGGGUCGUCCUUCCAGGCGUCCCUCUACAUGCACGCCGGGGACGACCCGUUCACGCUGGUGAAGGACGCCAUCAAGGUGGGGCGACACCACCUCGGGACGUUCCGUCUCCUCGAGGAGAAGACGCCGCCCGGGAUCGUCGACAAGUUCGGGUGGUGCACGUGGGACGCCUUCUACCUCACGGUCCAGCCCGAAGGAGUGAUGGAGGGUGUCAAGGGCCUUGUCGACGGCGGCUGCCCGCCGGGCCUAGUGCUCAUCGACGACGGGUGGCAGUCGAUCUGCCACGACGAGGACGACCUCACGACGGAGGGAAUGAACCGGACUUCGGCCGGAGAGCAGAUGCCCUGCAGGCUGAUUAAGUUCGAGGAGAACUACAAGUUCAGGGACUAUAAAAGCCCGAACAAGACCGGCCCCGGCCCGAACACUGGGAUGAAGGCCUUCAUCCGGGAUAUGAAGGAUACCUACACGAGCGUGGACUACGUGUACGUGUGGCACGCUCUGUGUGGGUACUGGGGCGGGAUUAGGCCCGGUGUCCCGGGCCUGCCCGAGGCGAAGGUGGUUGAGCCUGUGCUUACUCCUGGGCUUAAGACAACUAUGGAAGAUCUUGCUGUUGACAAGAUUGUGAACAAUGGUGUUGGGCUUGUCCUACCUAAGCUGGCUGAGAAGAUGUAUGAAGGAAUGCAUUCCCAUCUUGAAUCUGUUGGGAUUGAUGGAAUCAAAGUUGAUGUCAUCCAUUUGUUGGAAAUGUUGUGUGAGGACUAUGGUGGUAGAGUGGAUCUAGCAAAGGAUUACUACAAGGCCCUGACGAAGUCGGUUCAGAACCAUUUCAAAGGAAACGGAGUCAUUGCUAGCAUGGAGCACUGCAACGACUUCAUGUUCCUAGGGACCGAGGCCAUCAGUCUCGGCCGUGUUGGUGACGACUUUUGGUGUACCGACGAAUCGGGUGACCGGGGUGACCCUAACGACACGUUCUGGCUGCAAGGGUGCCACAUGGUGCACUGCGCCUACAACAGUUUGUGGAUGGGUAACUUCAUCCACCCCGACUGGGACAUGUUCCAGUCGACCCACCCUUGCGCGUUGUUCCACGCAGCGUCUCGUGCCAUCUCUGGUGGGCCCAUCUACGUCAGUGACUCCGUCGGGAAGCACAACUUCGAGCUGCUCAAGAGCCUCGUGCUCCCCGACGGCACCAUCCUCCGUUGCGACUACUACGCCCUGCCCUCUCGCGACCGCCUCUUCCUAGACCCUCUCCACGAUGGCAAGACCAUGUUGAAGAUUUGGAACCUCAACAAGUUCACCGGAGUGAUCGGAGCAUUCAACUGCCAGGGCGGCGGGUGGGACCGCAAGGAGCGGCGCAACCAGUGCUUCGCCGACUGCUCCCGCCCGGUCUCCGCCACCACCGGCCCGAGCGACAUCGAGUGGAAGCAAGGCCGUAACCCGAUCGCCGUCGACGGCGUGGAGAAAUUCGCGAUGUACCUCUACGGCGAGAAGAAGCUCAUCCUCUCCAAGGCCUCCGACACCAUCGCCGUCGAGCUCGAUCCGUUCAAUUUCGAGCUGAUCACCGUCUCUCCUGUGAAGACCUUGGCUGGAACCUCCGUCGAGUUCGCGCCGAUCGGGCUGGUGAACAUGCUCAACACCGGCGGCGCGAUCCAGUCGGUGGCGUACAACGAUCGGGCGAAAUCGGUGAAGAUCGGAGUGAAGGGAACCGGAGAGAUGAAGGUGUACGCGUCGCAGAGGCCGGCGGCGGUCAAAGUGAACGGCGGGAAUGUGAGAUUCGGGUACGCGGAUUCCUUGGUGGCGGUGGAGGUGCCAUGGGUGAAUCCUACUGGAGUUUCGGUGAUUGAUUAUGUGUUUUGAUUUUGAUAGCUGAUUUGGGGAAAAUGGUGCCCUAAUUGAGAUGAAAUUGGGGCUUUUUUUUAUUUUUGUUGUUUUGAUUUUUCGAUGAUUAUGAGCGAUGUAUUUCGUUUGAAGCAAGGAAAUGUAUUUCCGACUAAUGGAAUAUGAAAUAAAAUUUUCUGCAUAA
Messenger RNA from Salvia hispanica, 2726 nucleotides. Its product is annotated as putative galactinol--sucrose galactosyltransferase 5. Gene Ontology annotation, molecular function: galactinol-sucrose galactosyltransferase activity. The record is from RefSeq and is a predicted model, not a curated record. NCBI's taxonomy places the organism in Eukaryota, Viridiplantae, Streptophyta, Magnoliopsida, Lamiales, Lamiaceae.